This is a messenger RNA of Erpetoichthys calabaricus (reedfish), 2666 nucleotides long. It is a transcript of the gene tslig3a, whose product is annotated as family with sequence similarity 98 member A. The transcript has 9 exons. Lineage: Eukaryota; Metazoa; Chordata; Cladistia; Polypteriformes; Polypteridae. The record is from RefSeq and is a predicted model, not a curated record. The coding region runs from base 126 to 1868 and encodes 580 amino acids. Gene Ontology annotation, cellular component: tRNA-splicing ligase complex.
CCUCAGCCGAGUGCAGAGGUCGGGUUUGGACCCCGACAUGCCAACCCUGCAGCUGCGUGUGGGGAGCCGUUCGGAUUCAUCCCUCUGUUGUUUUCUAUCUGCGUUUGAAAUAAUUCAACGGUGCAAUGGAGAACGAUAUUUUGGACUCGUUAGAGGAUCUAGGUUAUAAAGGUCCACUGCUCGAAGAUGGCGCCCUGGAUGAAGCAGUAACUGGAGGAGCAUCCUCACCAGAAUUUACAAAACUCUGUGCCUGGCUUGUUUCUGAAUUAAAGUUGUACUGUAAGCUAGAAGAGAAUGUUCAAGCAACAAAUAGUCCUAAUGAAUCAGAAGGUUUCCAGCUAGAGAUGAGUGGUUUGCUGUCUGAGAUGAUGUGUCCUUAUUCAGUUCUUACAUCAGGAGAUGUCACAAAACGCCUUCUAAAUAAGAACAACUGUCUUUUGCUACUUACUUACUUAAUUUCUGAACUGGAGGCUACAAAAAUGAUUCAUGUGAAUAAGCCAACAAAAGCCCCCCAACAGCAAGGUAGUGAGGUCUUCAAUGAACUUAAGGGGAUUUGUAUGGGCUUGGGCAUGUCCAAACCUCCUGCCAACAUUACCAUGUUUCAGUUCUUCAGUGGAAUUGAGAAAAAGUUGAAAGAAGCUUUGUCGAAAGUUCCCCAAAAUCAUGUUGGAAAACCUUUGAUGAAGAAGCCACUUGGUCCAAUUCACUGGGAAAAAGUUGAAGCUAUUAACCAAGCACUAGUUAAUGAAUAUGAUGUUAGAAGAAAAAUGUUACUGAAACGUCUUGAUGUAACAGUGCAGUCAUUUGGCUGGUCUGAAAAAGCCAAGGUGCAUACUGAAAAGUUGGCUAAAGUAUAUCAACCAAAAAGAGCAGCUCUUGGUGCAAAAAGUAGUAUUUCAGUUGCCAACCUGUUUGCAGCUCGGGAAGACCUGUCCAAAAUAUUGAGAACCAGCAGUGGGAGGACGCGGGAAAAAACAGCUUGUGCAAUCAACAAGGUACUUAUGGGUAGAGUACCAGAUCGAGGAGGACGGCCCAAUGAGAUUGAGCCCCCCCCUCCUGAGAUGCCACCCUGGCAAAAGAGACAAGAUGGACCACAGCAGUUUGGGGGAGGAGGAAGAGGUGGAGGAGGCAGGGGAGGCUACGACGGCCAGUCCCAUGGAGGCAGGGGAGGCUACGACGGCCAGUCCCAUGGAGGAAGGGGAGGCUACGACGGCCAGUCCCACGGAGGCAGGGGAGGCUACGACGGCCAGUCCCACGGAGGCAGAGGAGGCUACGACGGCCAGUCCCACGGAGGCAGGGGAGGCUACGACGGCCAGUCCCAUGGAGGCAGGGGAGGCUACGAUGGCCAGUCUCGAGGAGGCAGGGGAGGCUACGACGGCCAGUCUCGCGGAGGCAGAGGAGGCUACGAUGGCCAGUCCCAUGGAGGCAGGGGAGGCUAUGAUUAUCAGUCUCGUGGGGGCAGAGGUGGAGGUGGGAGAGGAGGAAAAGUGCAAGGUGGCUGGUCAGAAGGGGGUGGAGGUGGUGGCUACCAGGAGAGAGGAGGGGGCUACUCAAGUGGCGGUUAUCAGGGUGGGUUUCAGUCACAUACGUAUCAGGAUAAUGGAUACCAGGGAGGUGGAGGGGGUUUUCAUAGUGGUAGUGGUUACCAGCAGGAUAACCGGUACCAGGAUGGCAGUUCACAAGAGAGAGGUGGACGAGGUGGGAGGGGUGGAAGAGGCAGUGGUAAUCGGGGAGGCCAGGGAGGUGGCUGGGGUGGCAGAGGAGGUCAGAACUACAACCAAGGCGGUCAAUUUGAGCAGUACUUUCAACAAGGUGGAUAUCAGUAUAAUCAGGCAGGAUUUGGUCAAGGAAGACAUUAUACCAGUUGAGUUGAGAAUCCUGCUAUUACAGCAGAGCUCGGGCAUAUGCACUUGGUGGCUGAUGAGAAGAGUUUAAACAAAAAAAAAAAAAAAAAAAAAAGCCUUACUGGUUUCGGAAAUGUGUACACAGCAGGAUGGCUGUCCGGGAAGAAGCUUUAGAGAACUAUUGCAUUUGAUUCAUUAUCGUGUUUCUGCAGCACUUUUUUGUUGUCCUUAAAUGUGUCUGGCAUUGGAAUAUGACGGGGAUGCGCAGACAGAACAUCUAUGCAAUUUUGGAUUCUUAACUUGUUUUGUUUCAGUGCCAUCUCCAUUUAUUGUUGUCACAAUUUUUCUUUUUUUUUUUUUUGUUUUGGAAAAAAGAGUUACUACUUUCACAACUAUUAUUCCUCAACCUUUUUCUGUGCUAAUGAAAGCAAUAGAAGGAGGAUUAUUACAAGGGUCCGUACCAUUCUGUGAAUCUACAGUGGAAGCUCUGUUGUAAAUACUGAAGAAACACUUGAAUAGCCUUAAUUCAAUAUGGUUCAAGAAUUAAUUGGAAAUUGAUAAAGAUGGUGAUGUUAAGACAAUUGAAAUGCUACUUUGGUUUUCUUGAAUGAUGUUUGGCUCUAUCCACAUCCUAAGUUGUAUGCCAAUGUCUCUAAUAAGCAACAUUUAACAAAAUCUGCAAGAGAAAAGACAUCUGUGUGUAAUCUCAAUGAGAAGCCUAACAGUCAACCUUGUGCUGGGAUUGGGGAAUGGGCAUCAGUGCAUUUUAUUUUAUUUACUUCAGGCAUUAGUUUACACUCUUGGCUGAGUAGAAAGAUUUAA